This is a messenger RNA of Hydatigera taeniaeformis, 516 nucleotides long. The record is from the annotation of a GenBank genome assembly. Lineage: Eukaryota; Metazoa; Platyhelminthes; Cestoda; Cyclophyllidea; Taeniidae.
AUGACACACUGCGCCAAAUGUAAGCUAUGGAUGCCACAAGGGUCGUUGGUGCAACGCAUCUUCGACUGCGUCUUUCAUUUGGACUGUUUUACUUGCUCUCGUUGCAACUGGCGACUGCAGUUCGGCGAAUACAUUGCAUUUGCUGAAGGUGAGGUAUACUGUGCCUGGCAUUUUCCACAUCUCCUACCUUCUGCGUCGGCGCAACCAUCGUCGAAGCUUUCUGGAACACCGUGGAGCGAUCCAGAGCAAACAAACGCCGACUCCAAUGAAAAUUUAAUCACGGACGAAGUCUUCGAUGGGGGUCAACAACGGCAGCGAUCCUCUUCAAGAUCUGCCUCUGCUAGCAGCGGUCGUCAACAGCGGUCAAAGAGAGUUCGUACUAGUUUCACUCCGCAGCAGAUUGCGGUACUGCAAGCCAGUUUCAAAACAGUGUCGAAUCCCGAUGGACAGGAAUUGGAACGAAUUGCUCAAGCUACAUGCCUGACUAAACGCGUUACCCAGGUAACCUUUUAUUAG